AUGGAUUCGGACCGUUGUGAAGACACCUCAGCCAUGCUUAACUACGGCUUGGACGUGAAACCCAUGAGGAUGGUCGCAAGUCCAGGCACAGGACCUAGACAUACCAUCGAUAACAUACUCGGAUUGGUCAGAAAGGACGAAAAUGACAGGGAUCGCUCGACGACACCCGGCAAUACUGAAAGCGCAGGCGAAGGAAGUUGCAACUCAAAUGACGGUGUCUCAGAACUUCGAUACGGGAAAAUAUCGGGCCCCGUAGGAAGCGGUUCCGAAGAUGAAGGAACAGUCAAUAAUUCCGGUAUAUCAGAGGGAGACGGAUGCAAGAAAAAGCAUCGACGAAAUCGAACCACAUUUACGACAUAUCAACUACAUGAACUAGAACGUGCGUUUGAAAAAAGCCAUUAUCCUGAUGUCUACAGUAGAGAAGAACUCGCCAUGAAAGUAAAUCUUCCGGAAGUGAGAGUUCAAGUAUGGUUCCAGAACCGACGGGCAAAGUGGCGGCGACAGGAAAAGAUGGAAGCUGCGAGGCUGGGUCUCAGCGAAUACCAUGCCGUCUCCUCGUUAUCUAGAGCAACCGGAUCUACCCUGGCGCUGCCAAUGGACCCAUGGCUUUCGCCACCUCUUCUCUCAGCUUUGCCGGGAUUCCUUAGCCAUCCUCAAACCGGAUAUCCAAGUUACCUGACGUCUCCUAUAGCGACGGAUCCGAGCCGACCUCCUCCUGUAGCACACUCUCAUUCUCCCACAACAACACCAGACCUGAGAACUACCUCCAUAGCAGCUUUGCGUCUUAAAGCUAAAGAACACGUCGAGAACAUUACAAAAGGACUCCAAAUGGUGUAGAUGUGCUCUGUUGAGUGACAAUCAUUUUGUAUAUAUCUGUGUUGCGAGUUUCAUUUCUUGUAAAUAUCAAUGUGUAUAUUUGGUCCCUAUUAUGGUGUACAUUUAUUACAGUAUAGUUGUUGGACUUAUCGUGAUCGAGUGUUAAGUACAAUGUUUUGACUAGACAUUAC
Zophobas morio is the source of this 1007-nucleotide messenger RNA. RefSeq names its product retinal homeobox protein Rx1-like. The transcript has 3 exons. Gene Ontology annotation, biological process: positive regulation of transcription by RNA polymerase II. The record is from RefSeq and is a predicted model, not a curated record. Lineage: Eukaryota; Metazoa; Arthropoda; Insecta; Coleoptera; Tenebrionidae. Gene Ontology annotation, molecular function: DNA-binding transcription factor activity, RNA polymerase II-specific; RNA polymerase II cis-regulatory region sequence-specific DNA binding. The coding region runs from base 1 to 837 and encodes 278 amino acids.